UUUAUUUUGGAGAAACGUAUGCGGAUUGCUUGAUUGAAAAAAAACAAAAACUAAGUGAAACUGAAACAAGAAAAAUUUGUAAAACAAUUGUAUUCACUUACAGCUUAUUCAUGUAGCUGACAAGAAGGAAAGAGAAAGGCUGCCGAGCUGAAAGAUGACAGGAGAGCACUGCAGAGGCAAAAUGACCUCAUACCAAAUCAACAGAAUAACACUGGAGGCAACAUAUGAGCCAACAACGAGGAAACAGUAAAAGAAAUGAGAAAAUCCUGCACAUGUAAAGACAGAAUCGAACAUAAGCGAGAACAUCAUUUGAAUUCAUAAUGAUUUUAUGGUUGCAAUACAGGAUUCAGUGGUAACUUUUAAUUUCUGUGCUAGUACCAUUGUAAUUCACUUGAUGGUUCAGACCAGGUUGGGUGUGCUGCUUAAAUUAACAGUUGAUUUUCAUAGAGCAGUAGCUCCCAACCCUGGUUCUCAUAGGCCCCUCUAUCCUGCAUGUUUUAAAUGUUUCCCUGCCAUCAUUAUUGGAUAUUUAUGGGUUUCUGCAGAACAAGAUGGGAUGCUGAGAAGAUAAUAAUGAUCACCUGAUAAAUUUGGACACAUCCAAAAUAUGCUCUACAGGAGUCCUGAAUAACAGAAUUGAAGAUCACUUUAGUGAAACUGAGUUGUUAGUAACUAAGUUGCCAUACAUGACAGUGACAAGUACCUCACAUGUAAUUACAGAGUUAAUAUCCAGUCACAGAGGUGCCAAGACCAAAGCAGAUUACUGCGAUUGUACAACAGAUUUAGCCUCAUUAAUGUUGGUCAAUCAUUACCAAUAACUACCAAUGCGAAACAUAUUCUGCAGAAUGACUGUAACUGGGCACAGAAAACUUCCCAUAACAAUUUAACAAAUACUGAUUAAGACGUUUAAGAAAGCCUUAACUUAAUAUCAGAAAGGUUUCUCUGGUCCACAGCUAUCAGGGCAUAUGAUUCAGCAUGUGUUACAUGGAACAUUACUGAAAUGGCGACAACGAUAAAGUUGCGAUAUAUUGUGCAGCCCUAGCCAAUACCUACUUUCUUUACUGAUGAGUUGGCAACGUUAAGUUUAUUUUCCACUAGUGGGACUUGUACCACAGUUUAAGAACCAUGGACAUAAAGAUGAUAUGGGCUUCAGUAAGUAGUGCCAGAAAAAGCUUUUCCCUCUAGCAGAUGUCUUCUGUUUUUGUUUGUUUGUCAACAUUAUAUGUUCCAGAUAAUCAAACAAAUUUUAAUAUAAGAUUCUUCAAAGAUAAUCUGAGUAAACACAAAAAGGUGAUUUGAAAUGAUGAUUUAAUUUAUUAAGGGAAAAAAGCUAUCCAAACCAAGAUGCCCGUAUGUGAAAAAACAGUUACCUCCCAAUCCUAAUAACUGCUUGUACCAUCCAUGGCAGCAACAUGGCUAUUAAGCGUUUGCGAUAACUGGUGAUUAAUCGUUUACGUUGCAGCGCAGGGAGUUUGGUACAUUCAUUCUCUUGGAUAGUUGGAUUUCAGUCACACCAGAGGGUUUUAAACCAUGCAUGAUUAAAAUGUGCCUGAGGUUAAGGUCACAAACCGCUGACUGGACAUUUUCCUUUAGGCAGAAAGCAGAAUUCGUAGUCCCAUCAAUGCCAGCAGGUCCCUCCACGUUGCAAAGCAGCAAAGCAGUCCCAUACCAUUUCACUAUCAACACCAUGUUUGUCGAUAUAAUGCUCUUUGGCACAUGUGAGACAGGCUGUUGUGUUAUUCUGGUCAGCAGUGGUAUUUGCGUAGAAACUCUCCCAGAGAUGCAAUUUCACCCAGUCUUUUUCUUAUUGUUAAAUGAUUUACACCGACCUUUUGUGACCUCCUGGGUGAGUUGUCUGUGCUCUCUUGAAGUAACGUUAGUAGCCUGGGAAGGUUCAUCACUGUUUCAUGUUUUCUCCAUUUAAUAAAAUAAUGGCCCUCACUUUCGUUCACUGGAGUCCCAAAGGAAAGAGGUAAACAUCUGCUUUUUUCCAGAUCAGGCUUUUCCAGAGGUAAACAUCUGCUUUUCCAGAUCAGGCUUUUCCAGAGGUAAACAUCUGCUUUUCCAGAUGUUAAAUACUUUCUUAUCUGUUCUAGAUUUUUUUCAGAGUGGACCAUGAUGUUUUGCUUUUUCAGAUCUGUUAGCCUACUUCAUGUUGUCAGACAUGUACAAUUUGAGUGAUUUGAUGAUCUGGAACAUUCACUGGUGACAAAAAAGUUUAAAAAUAGAAACAAAUUGUUAGCGUGUAAAUACUUUUCACUUGACUGAAGGCAUAAUAAAAAAAAACAUUAUUUUUGGAAUGUUUAGCUCAACUGAAACAUAUGAAUUAAUGAAGCUGCCUAAGGCAAUAAUAAGGCUAGGGACCCACAGUUAAUGCUCCUGCUGACAUCAGUUAACUUGUCUGUCGAGAAGCUCUAAAGGCCCAGUAAUUCAGUGAUUUUCUGCCUUCCAAUAACGCUAAGUGGAUAUUUCCAUAUUUGCAAUUACCUGGACCUAUUUGAUAAUAUCCAAAUUCCUCUUUUGAUAGAUUAAAAUGUGGACUAAUUUCCGUCACACAGAGAUUAAACUGGAAGUGGUGCGAUGGCGCCUGGAGCAUCACUUCUGUCUGGUUUCACCACACGGUGGCCCUCCUGUCUCUCCUCGACGCUCCUCCUCGCCUCCUCCGCCACCAUAAAGCUCAGCCUCCCUCCACUAACACCACCACCUCCUCCUCCUCCUCAGCUGCCUUCCUCUAUACUUCCACUCUUCUCAUCCCGUCUCCCCGCUCAGAGCAGCAGACGCUCCUCCAGCUCCGUGCAGCGCGGCGUGCGAACAUGGUCGGCGGCUCCUGUGCUCGCAGGCUGGCCCGCCGGUCUCGGUCCGCCCUGAUCGCAGCCCUCACGGUGCUUCUAGUGCAGACUCUCAUUGUGUGGAACUUCAGCACCCUCGACUCCGGCGAAGAGAGAGAAAACGCAGGCUCCAGCGUGCGGGAGAAGAGGGACCGCGUCGCCAUCAGCAGAGCCGCCGGCAGUGACUAUUUCCAGCGCGGAGUUCAGCAGCGGCGCCAGCCCGGGCAGCAGCAUCUCCCUCCGCCGGGGAGGGGGACGUCUCGCCACAUACAACAGCCGGAUGGAUAUUACUCUCACCGGCCAAAGGAGAAAAGUAGAGUUGACAGCAACAAUGAGAACUCAGUGCCCAAAGACUUUGAGAAUAUAGAUAAUAGUAACUUUGGUGCUCGUUCGCACCGGCAAUCUGUAGGGACCACCAGCAGUAAGCAGCAGGAGCGUCUGCAGGGUAAGCCGAACGCCCAGCAACAGGUCUGGCAUGACAGCUUUCCUAGACUGGGCCGCAGCUCCAAUGAGAUUUUGCCCAUAGGCCAGCAGUCGCUGGAAAUGGGAAACAAUGCCUCCUAUCCUGGGGGUCAGGGCCUCGCUGGAGGCCUGCAACAGUACACUCGUGCCUCUCUGGCCCAACCUGCUCAGUCCCAGCACAGACAUCAGCAUCCACACAAGAAGCAGGUGACUACAGCGACACUGGAAGUGACAUACGAUCAGCCCCCGAAGUGUGAGAUCAGUGGCAAGGAAGCCAUUUCUGCUCUGUCCAGAGCCAAAAGCAAGGAGUGCCGGCAACAGAUUGCUGAGGUCUACUGUAGACACAAGGAGGGCCAGCUAAUGCCUGAUGCAGUAACUCGCUACUGCCCUAUUGAAGGUAAAGCCAAUGUGAACAUCCAGUGGGAUGAAGACUCUGUGGAGAGUUUUCCAUUAAAACCAGUGAGAAUAGCUUUCGUCCUGGUGAUUCAUGGACGAGCUUCUCGCCAGUUUCAGCGUCUCUUCAAAGCCAUCUACCACACCUCCCACUUCUACUAUAUACAUGCCGACCAGCGCUCCAACUAUCUGCACAGGCAGGUGCAGGUCUUGGCUUCCCAGUAUCCCAACGUGAGGGUCACGCCCUGGCGCAUGGCCACCAUCUGGGGGGGAGCCAGUUUGCUGACCAUGUAUCUGCGCAGCAUGGCUGACCUGCUGGCCAUGAGAGACUGGAGUUGGGAUUUCUUCAUCAAUCUCAGCGCUGCUGACUACCCUAUCAGGAGCAAUAACCAGCUGGUGGCCUUCCUGUCCAAAUACAGAGACCUGAAUUUCAUUAAGUCACACGGCAGGGACAAUGCAAGGUUCAUCCGUAAGCAGGGUCUGGAUCGUCUCUUCUAUGAGUGUGACACUCACAUGUGGAGGCUGGGCGACCGAAAAAUCCCAGAAGGCAUCUCUGUAGACGGUGGAUCUGACUGGUUCCUCCUCAACCGCAUGUUUGUCGAAUAUGUGAUCAACUCUAAGGACAAUCUGGUCACCAACAUGAAGCGAUUCUACGCGUACACUCUGCUUCCUGCUGAGUCGUUCUUCCACACCGUGCUGGAGAACAGUGGCCACUGUGGGAGCAUGGUGGAUAACAACCUGCGCAUCACAAACUGGAACCGUAAACUGGGCUGCAAGUGUCAGUACAAGCACAUCGUGGACUGGUGUGGAUGCUCUCCCAAUGACUUCAAGCCUUCAGAUUUUCACCGCUUCCAGCAAACAGUGAGGCCCACCUUCUUUGCCAGGAAGUUUGAGGCCAGCGUGAACCAGGAGAUAGUGAACCAGCUGGAUGCCUACCUGUUUGGACCGUUUCCUCAGGGAACCCCGGGUCUGAACUCGUACUGGGAGAAUGUUUACGACGAGCCAGAUGGCGUCGCCAGCCUGUCGGACACGCUGCUCACGUACUACCACUCCUUCACACGGAUGGGCAUGGUGAGGGCUGCGGCCUCACUGCAGGGAAACCCAAACGAUCACAGCUGCAGGUAUUUCCCAAUGGGCCACCCUGUGUCAGUGCAUCUCUACUUCCACUUAGACCAGUUCCAGGGCUACCUCAUCAAGCACCAUGCCACUAACCUGGCUACAAGCAAGCUGGAGAUCAUGGAGACCUGGGUGGCGCCCAAGAAGAACUUUGAGCUGACCAUGCCUCCAGGCAGCACAUUUAGUCGGUUGCAGUUUGCUGAGAUUGGCACAGAAUGGGACGCUAAAGAACGCAUGUUCCGGAACAUCGGCGGCCUGAUGGGUCCCAUGGAUGAGACGGUAGGCAUGCAGAAGUGGAACAAAGGGCCAAACGUCACAGUCACUGUGGUCUGGAUCGAUCCCACCAAUGUUAUCGCAGCCACCUACGACAUCCUGAUUGACGCGAGUGCAGAGUUCACGCAUUAUCGUCCGCCACUCAACCAGCCGCUGCGACCCGGAGUCUGGAACAUCCGAAUCCUACAUAACUGGAGCCCUGUGGCCGAGAUCCGUUUCCUUAUCGUUCCGCUGGCCUACAACAAGCACCAGCCCAUUAGACAAGAGGACACACUAAGGCUCCACAACGGGCCGACAAAGAACAGCUACAUGGAGCAGAGCUUCCAUGGCCUAAACCCAGUGCUCAACAUUCCCGUCAGCCUGGUUUAUGUGGAGCAAGCCAAGAGGAACGCGGCCCUCACCGGGCCAGAGCUCGAGGGCUGGGUGGACGGCCUCGUGGGAGAGCUGUGGGAGGCCGCUGACAUCUGCGCCGUCGGCCUCACCGCCUGUCCCGUCAUGCAGCCCUGUGCCAAGAGCCCUUGGAGCUCCAUGAGCCCGGAUCCCAAAUCCCAGCUGGGAGGUCCGCGCACCGACGGCCGCAUAAGGUAGCAGCGAGGCCUCCAGCUGGACAGGAGGCCGUGAUACUGUUUAAUUUUAUUUAUUUGAGAGGCUUAUUGCAGGAGAGGAAGAGGAAAAAGCUCUUCCUCUGUCCCCCUGAGAAGAAGUAAAUGAAAAAAGGUGGACUCCCUCAGCGUGCUGUGCGUACGGCUGUCUUAAAAGCAAGGGGAAGCAUUUCUCUGAAUCUCCCACAGAGUUUAUUCCCUGAGGGGAUUUUGCUGGCUUUGCUAUUUCACUUUCUCAGUGUAUUUAUUUUUCUUUUCAUGGCUGAGUUUUACUGUGAUGAAACGUUGCAAUUUUGGAGCUUUUUACUGUGCAGCCGAAUGAAUUGUGACGCUGUGCUUUAGGGCAGUGUGGCCAUGUGAGUCUGGACUGUCGACACUGCUGCAACAAUGCCUUAGCUGGAAAACAUUCACCAGGAGGUAGCCGAGCACUGAGAUAAACCUGGCUCCUAAAACAUCAUCAACAUAGACAAUAUAACGGUAACUGGGUAAUAAGCACCCCAUAAAUAGAUCAAACAAAGUUUGGUGACAGCUCAAAUUAAAUUUAUAAGGUGACUAAUUCAGUGUUUAAAAAACACCACCCUUCAUUUCUGUAGGCAUCCCUGGUAAGGAUGUGUAAAAAGCCUUAAAAUAAGUAUAUCUCUUACUGUUGUAGUAAAAUCUCACAGUGAAACAUUUUCUAACAGCAUGUUUUGGGGAUUUUUAACAACUUCUUUUACCAUCCUCUUCACUCUGCAUGUUAGCAAUAUAAACUUUGAUCUUGGCCAAUUUUGUCACAUUUUCAGCAGUUUUAAACUUUUCAUAUUUAUCGCUCUGAUAUCAGGGUCGUCAUGAUAGUAAAAGUUAAACUCAGUAACAAUAUUCCAUGCCAAUUUUUAAUUUUUUCUAAAAAAUAACUACUGUAUGACAAUAUUUUUCCUUGUAAUAAUCAGAGAAUAACCAAUAAAUAAUAAUAAGUAAUUUGGCCCGGGCAUCUAUACCGGAUGCCUCCUGGACGCCUUCCUCGGGAGGUGUUCCAGGCACGUCCCACCGGGAGGAGGCCCAGGGGACGGCC
Girardinichthys multiradiatus is the source of this 6725-nucleotide messenger RNA. It is a transcript of the gene xylt1, whose product is annotated as xylosyltransferase I. The record is from RefSeq and is a predicted model, not a curated record. The coding region runs from base 2814 to 5660 and encodes 948 amino acids. Gene Ontology annotation, biological process: chondroitin sulfate proteoglycan biosynthetic process; heparan sulfate proteoglycan biosynthetic process. The transcript is spliced from 11 exons. Gene Ontology annotation, molecular function: protein xylosyltransferase activity. NCBI's taxonomy places the organism in Eukaryota, Metazoa, Chordata, Actinopteri, Cyprinodontiformes, Goodeidae. Gene Ontology annotation, cellular component: membrane.